AUGGAUUCAUAUUGCACGCCACCUGACGUGGAGGAAGUUGCUUUAGCGGCGGUCGAAAAUUUACUUCCGACAAAGUCAAAGGACAUCUACGAUAAAGCUUGUAGGAAAUUUAUUGAUUGGUGUAAGCAAAAAAACGCAAAAACCUACUCGGAACAUGUGCUUCUGGCUUAUUUCUCGGAACUGAAAUCGAAAGAAAACAAGAAGUGCUCCACCCUAUGGUCUACUUAUUCGAUGAUUAAGAGUAUACUCAAUGUCAAACAUGGGGUGGAUAUUAGCAAGUAUUUAAAACUAAGAGCUUUCCUAAAGAGGCAAAAUGAAGGACACAUACCAAAAAAGUCAAAAGUUUUUACCAAAAAUGAGUUCGAUGCUUUUAUUAACAAUGCUCCCGAUAACGACUACUUAGGAAUGAAGAUUGCAUUGAUAAUAGGCAUUGCUGGCGCGUGUAGGUGCGAUGAAAUAGUAAAAAUGAAGACUGAAGACAUCGAAGAUUUGGGAUCUCUUCUUCAUAUACAAAUUCCGGAUAGUAAAACUAACAAAACCCGGUCCUUUACAGUGAUAGGAGCACACUAUAUCGGCAUUUAUAGAAAAUAUGUCAACGUUCGGCCAGCAAACAUGAAUAACUCGAGAUUUUUUUUGAAAUUUGCAAAGGGAAAAUGUCAUCGAGCUGUGAGGGGAAUUCACUUUAUUGGAGAAAUAUGCAGAAAAGUGGCGUCGUACUUGAAUUUGAAAAACCCCAAAGAAUACACUGGGCAUUGUAUGAGAAGGACUUCAGCUACACUGCUGGUCGACGCAGGAGCCGAUAUUACUUGUUUAAAGAGACACGGUGGCUGGAAGUCUAAUUGUGUAGCUGAAGGUUACAUAGAAGACUCGAUUUCAAAUAAAAAUGAAAUUGCACAAAAAAUACUUUCGACAACUUUAGAAAAUCCAGGUUUAUCAGAUGAAAUGACUUCAACUACUCCUCCAUUUGAAGUGGAGACCAAUCCAGUUCUUGAAAAUACUUGUAGUUCAUUGGAAAUAAGACGAGCUAAACAAAACUUGACUCUUCAAAACUUGGAUGCUGCAGGAACGAGCUCAGGGUUUAAUUUCAAUAAUGGGCUAUAUUUAAACGAAUUUCCCUGGGAAUUUCAAGGAUUUCAAGAUAAUCGACGAAUGGAGGAAGUUAUGAGGAAGUACGGGGAAGUCUGGGGAAGUUCGGGGAAGUACUGGAAGUCCGGGGAAGUUCGAGGAAGUACGGGGAAGUAUAUGGGAAGUACAGAGGAAGUACUCAUUUCUUCAUAA
Messenger RNA from Photinus pyralis (common eastern firefly), 1278 nucleotides. RefSeq lists its product as uncharacterized. Bases 1 to 1278 code for a protein of 425 amino acids. The transcript has 4 exons. Gene Ontology annotation, biological process: DNA integration; DNA recombination. Lineage: Eukaryota; Metazoa; Arthropoda; Insecta; Coleoptera; Lampyridae. Gene Ontology annotation, molecular function: DNA binding. The record is from RefSeq and is a predicted model, not a curated record.